AUGGAUGUCUUCGCCGUAGUCUCAGGUUACAUCUCCAAGAUGGUGACCACAGGAGAUACCGCCGCCACGAGCUCCUCGUCUAAGAUGAAGAUAUUGCUUCUUGAUAGUGAGACAUUACCCAUCGUGUCGACGGCCAUGACCCAGUCCGCCCUUCUUAAUCACGAAGUAUAUCUCAUCGACCGCCUCGAUAACCAGUCCCGCGAGCGCAUGAGACAUCUUAGAUGUCUGUGCUUUGUCCGCCCAUCCCCGGACUCUAUACAAUUCCUCAUCGAUGAGCUAAGGGCACCCAAAUACGGUGAAUAUUAUGUUUAUUUCAGCAACAUUGUUCGCAAGUCAUCACUCGAAAGGCUAGCAGAGGCAGACGACCAUGAGGUUGUGAAAUCCUUGCAGGAGCAUUUUGCAGAUUUCUUAGUGGUAAAUCCGGACCUCUGUCAUCUCAACGUAGGCUUCCCUAGACAGCGGAUCUGGAGCCACUCGCCCGACCUCUGGAACACAGACGCUCUACAGCGAACAACAGAAGGCGUGAUUGCGCUUCUCCUCUCCCUGAAGAAGAACCCGUUGAUUCGAUAUGAGAAAAAUAGCCUGAUGACAAAAAAACUUGCUACAGAGGUCAGGUACCAGCUCACUCAAGAGGAACAGCUAUUCAAUUUCAGAAAGCCUGAUACGCCCCCGAUAUUGCUAAUCCUUGACCGCCGUGAUGACCCUAUAACUCCCUUAUUGACCCAGUGGACAUACCAGGCAAUGGUACAUGAGAUACUGGGAAUCACCAAUGGCCGAGUUGACCUUAGUGAGGUCCCAGACAUUCGCCCAGAAUUAAGAGAAAUUGUCAUCGCUCAGGACCAAGAUCCGUUCUUUAAGAAAAAUAUGUAUCAAAAUUUUGGCGACCUUGGUGGUAAUAUUAAGGAAUAUGUUGAACAGUACCAGUCCAGGACUAAAACUAACAUGAACAUUGAAUCAAUCUCCGAUAUGAAGCGGUUUGUUGAGGAUUAUCCCGAAUUUCGAAAACUAUCUGGAAACGUUAGCAAGCAUGUGGCCCUGGUAGGGGAGCUUAGCAGAAACAUCGGGGAACAUGACUUGUUAAAUGUGAGCGAAUUGGAACAAAGCUUAGCUUGCAAUGAUAACCAUGCAAAUGACCUCAAGUCUCUUCAAAGAUUCAUACAAUCCCCUAACGUAACUGUGGAGAACAAGCUGCGUCUUGUUGCCCUAUAUGCCAUCCGCUACGAAAAGCAACCUUCAAACACGCUUCCAGUUCUCCUUGAUCUCCUCACGGCAGCUGGAAAUGUCCCUCCACAUAAAAUAAACAUCAUCCCAAAACUCCUAGCAUAUUACUAUUCCUUACAAGCACCUCCUGUCGCUGGCGGAUUCUCAGACCUAUUCGAGUCAGCCUCCUUUUUAACAGGGGCGCGUGAUCGAUUUAAGGGGCUUAAGGGUGUAGAAAAUGUCUACACCCAACAUUCGCCUCGGCUAGAGGCUACUCUUCAAAAUCUGAUAAAAGGCAGGCUAAAAGAACCCCAGUACCCUUUCUUAGAGGGGGGUGGGCAUACCCGUGACAAACCGCAGGACAUCAUCAUCUUUAUGGUCGGAGGAGUAACGUAUGAGGAAGCAAAGAUGGUUGCUCAGGUCAAUGCUAGCUCUCCUGGGAUUCGGGUCGUCUUAGGCGGGACAUGCAUUCACAAUAGCACUACCUUCUUGGAUGAAGUGGAAGAUGCCGUCGGGAACUGGCCUGAGCCUGCACCCACGACUGCAGCCGGACGGUUACGAUCAGAAAUAAACCGAUAA
Molecule: messenger RNA, 1779 nt
Organism: Microsporum canis CBS 113480
Lineage: Eukaryota; Fungi; Ascomycota; Eurotiomycetes; Onygenales; Arthrodermataceae
Product: vacuolar protein sorting-associated protein 45
Exons: 3
Coding region: 1-1779 (592 amino acids)
Biological process (GO): intracellular protein transport; vesicle-mediated transport
Cellular component (GO): Golgi membrane
Source: RefSeq, a predicted model, not a curated record